Messenger RNA from Micromonas pusilla CCMP1545, 1221 nucleotides. Its product is annotated as mitochondrial carrier family. The transcript has a single exon. Gene Ontology annotation, molecular function: thiamine transmembrane transporter activity. Gene Ontology annotation, cellular component: mitochondrial inner membrane. Gene Ontology annotation, biological process: thiamine pyrophosphate transmembrane transport. The coding region runs from base 1 to 1221 and encodes 406 amino acids. Lineage: Eukaryota; Viridiplantae; Chlorophyta; Mamiellophyceae; Mamiellales; Mamiellaceae. The record is from RefSeq and is a predicted model, not a curated record.
AUGAUCGGCGGCGGCGGGGCGUUCACGUUCCCGUGGGCGAGCCUCCCGCCGAGCCUCCCGCGACGGACUUCGCGUCGGCUCGUCGUCCUCUCCGUCGGCGCGGGCGUCGCCGCGGGAGUGGGAGUGGGCAUCCAGCGCCGGCAUCCAGCGCACGCGGCGACGGGGACGACCGCGAUGGUGGGCGGCGGCGGCGAGAUCGCCGCCCUGGCGGCGUCGUCGUCCUCGCGCGAAGAAGAUCGACGGGACUCGAGGCGCGCGCCGCCGAGCACGUUCACGCAGGCGAUGGCGGGCGCGUUCGCGGGGAUGGUCUCGCGCGUCGCCGUCGCGCCGUUGGACGUCGUGAAGAUCCGGAUGCAGGUCCAGGUCGAGCCCGUCGGUUUCUCGGGGUUGAACGCAAACGCGGCGGCGACGGCGACCGGCGGAGGAGGAAAAUACCGCGGGAUCGCGCAGUGCGCGAGGACGAUCUUGCGCGAGGAGGGUCUCCGCGGGCUGUGGGCGGGGACGGUCCCCGCGUUAUUUCUGUGGGUGCCGUACACGGCGAUUCAGUUCGCCGCGCUCGGCGAGUUCCGCAAGGUCGCGUCCGCGGCGGGGCAGAACCCGACGUCGCCGGCGAUGUCGUUCGCCGGCGGCGCGAUCGCGGGCGCGACCGCGACGGUCGCGACGUACCCGUUCGACGUCAUGCGGACGGUCUUAGCCGCGCAGGGGUCGCCGCGGGUGUACGCGUCGCUCGCCGACGCCGCCGCCGGCAUCGUCCGCGACCGCGGCGUCCGCGGGUUAUACGCGGGCGUGGGCGUGACGUUGAUCGAGAUCAUCCCCGCGAGCGCGAUACAGUUCGGGUCGUACGCCGCGAUGAAGCGGACGGCGAUGCGAUGGGAGCAUGGGAAGGAGGAGACCGACCAUGGUCAACAACCUUCUUUGAGCGGGUUCGCGAACGGCGCGUGCGGGUUCGGCGCGGGCGUCGUCGCGCGUCUGAUCAUCCACCCGUUGGACGUCGUGAAGAAGCGGUUUCAGGUCGCCGGGCUGGCGCGGUCGCUGCGGUACGGCGAGCGGGUCGCGAUGGACGGGGAGGCUUUCAAGAGCAUCGCGGGCGCGAUGCGGCGGAUACUCGCGAAGGAGGGGGUGGGGGGGUUUUAUAAGGGGUUGACGCCGGGGUUGAUCAAGAGCGCGCCGGCGAGCGCGAUCACGUUCGCCGUGUACGAAGCCGUGUUGAGGUUGAUGUGA